Arctia plantaginis is the source of this 1374-nucleotide messenger RNA. The record is from the annotation of a GenBank genome assembly. Lineage: Eukaryota; Metazoa; Arthropoda; Insecta; Lepidoptera; Erebidae.
AUGACCCAUAAAUCGUUUAGAACAAGUGUAUUUUUGUUGAGUGUAUUUUUGGAAAUUUCAGACGUGUUCACAAAGUCUCCUCAAGCCUCUCAAGUAUGUAUCAUCGGUGCUGGAUACUCGGGCCUGGCCACGGCUCGGUACAUGAAGGACUAUGGCCUCAACUUUAAAGUGUUCGAGGCCACUCGUUACAUAGGAGGAACCUGGAGGUUAGAUCCCAACGUUGGGACUGAUGAAGAUGGAUUGCCUUUAUUUACAAGCCAAUAUAAGAACCUAAGAAUCAACUCCCCAUAUCAAACAAUGGAGUUCUCUGGCUUUCCGUUUCCAGAAGGCUCAGCUUCAUAUGUGACUGGCACCUGUUACUAUGAGUACUUGAAGGCUUUCGCAAAAAAAUUUGACUUAUUCAAAAAUAUUCAGUUUCGAAGCCUAAUUACGAAAGUUAAAUGGACAGGAGACAAAUGGAAAGUCACAUACAUGAAGAGUGAUACCAGAAAGAAUAUUACAGAAAAAUGUAAUUUUGUAGUCGUUGCAAGCGGAGAGUUCAACUCACCCAAUAUACCACAUUUUGAAGGACAAGAGGCGUUUAAAGGUAAACUAAUGCACAGUCAUAACUACAAGGAUCCUGAAGAUUUCCGGGAUCAACGCGUACUAGUCAUAGGUGGAGGUCCAUCAGGUCUGGACAUCGCUGCACAUCUUGUCAACGUGUCCUCAAAGCUUUUCCACAGUCAUCAUCUUAUUUACAACGAGCCUGACUUCGGUGGCCAAUACAUGAAAAAACCUGACUUGCGCCAUUUCACUUCAACGGGUGCUGUGUUUACAGACGGUAGUACUGAAGAAUUUGAGGUGGCCAUACUUUGUACAGGUUACAACUACAAGCAUCCAUUCCUGAACCAUAAAACAAGCGGAAUAACGGCGACUGACAAGUACCUGAUGCCUCUGUACCAACACAUAGUGAAUAUUAAUCAUCCCACCAUGUUGUUCGUGGGAAUAUCUAAGUUGGUGAUGACCAGACUUCGGGAUGCCGAGGCUCAAUAUUCAGCAGCAUUAGUAGCAGGAAAGUUCAAGCUGCCUUCACAAGAAGAGAUGUUUCACCAUUGGCUCGAUCACUUAGAAUCUAUUAAAAAGAAAAACCACCAAAUGAAGGAUAUCAACCUUAUUGGGGUGGAGAAUAUGAGCGAAUAUUUAAAUGGAUUGCACAAAGAGGCAGGAAUUGCGCGAAUGCUUCCAGUUCUUCCAUCUAUGAGCGUCUUCAACGAAAUGAAUUUACUAGAAGACUUCUUAAACUUUCGGGAUUACGACUAUAAAAUAAUUAGUGAUACACAAUAUGUUAAAUCAUACAACCCGAAAAAAAGACCUUGUCUCAUAUAUAAUAAUUAA